Tigriopus californicus is the source of this 6631-nucleotide messenger RNA. It is a transcript of the gene Trpm, whose product is annotated as transient receptor potential cation channel trpm-like. Bases 1031 to 6328 code for a protein of 1765 amino acids. NCBI's taxonomy places the organism in Eukaryota, Metazoa, Arthropoda, Copepoda, Harpacticoida, Harpacticidae. Gene Ontology annotation, cellular component: membrane. The record is from RefSeq and is a predicted model, not a curated record. Gene Ontology annotation, biological process: monoatomic cation transmembrane transport; protein tetramerization. Gene Ontology annotation, molecular function: monoatomic cation channel activity. The transcript is spliced from 18 exons.
CGUCUCGCACCUGUGAACUACCAGCUCAAGCGACAAACCCCCUACUAUAGAUCAUUCCUCGGUUAUUUUUGGCAACGUUGGGCCUAUUUGUCCCUCUAGCGGUAAACAUGAUGCAAGGGGAAGUGUGCGUGGGGAAGGUAAAAGUGUCGUUUUGGAUUCCUGGAAUUACAUCUCUCCCCUCCAGCUAGGAGAUAUAAAACACAGUUGAUCUAGUGCCUGGUGGAGCUCUCCAAUAGACAAAAGGGUUCUGGUUUCGAUUGUGCAUUCCCUGAGUGUGUCAUCAUACCAUCCAUACCAUUGUUUACCUUUGCCUUGCUAAUAGUUCUCAAUCAGUGUUCCCACAAUAGGACUGUGCUCUAGUGCUCUGGUUUCAUGUCCAAAGUUUGGAAGUUGCUCGUGGGUGAUUAGUGAAUGCUGAUGAGCUCCAUUGCCAUUGACAACCAUUGGUUACCAAUGGAAGAAGAGAGCUGGUCGACCAGCAGUGCCCUUUGCGUCGGAUAGUCGUGUUCAGUGAAAAUGAAGCAGAAUAUUGUAGUACAUGAUUUGUACUCUGCCAAGUAGAUGGCUCAGUCCUUGAUCGUGGUGUGGUGCAGUGUGUAAGAGCGACAGAGGGGAAAAAAAGCUCCAUUUUCAAGAGGAUUGUUUGUUUGUCCGUGUCCUCUGAAGUCGAAUCAAGUGUGUACGAGGGAAGCUCUCUUUUUGUAUAUUCAUCAUCUGAACAUUGAACACCAGUUGUUGGCUAUCUUCAGUUCUCCGUCCUCAGUCCUCAGUCCUCACUUAAUCAAGCUGAGGUUCAGUGGGAUUGCUCCCGUGUUCCAGUUUCUAUUUAGCUUCCAAUCAUCGGGUUUUGAUCUUUGGUCACCGAAGGCAAUAUCUCUGACUGCAAAUCAAGCUGAUACCAAGAAGAACGCAUCAUUUGAUUGAGAUAUGUGGACAGUGUCAUUGCGCAAUAGCAAGCAAUAUUUAGGCAACCUGGACGGAGCAAGGCCUCUUCAAACCUUGUCCUUGACCAGCCAAGACUACAAUUAUCAUGUUCACCUUCACCAACACUGAGUGGCUAGAGGCGUCGUUCCAAAAGCGAGAAUGCGUCAAGAUCAUACCGAGUUCCAAGGAUUCAAACAGAUGUUGCUGUGGGUUGCCCAUACAUGCCCACUCCAUUCCGUUGAUGGUCCCGGUGCCAGCCAAUGCUCGAGAUGGAACUUGCACUCCUAUUGAUCUCAUAGCUAAUCCCACUGAGCAUUGGAACCCUUCCAAACACACCGUUCCUUUACCAACCGAUGCAUAUGGCUGCAUCGACUUUCGAGGAGGAACACAAACCAACAAAGCGCAGUAUAUUCGCUUGUCGCACGACACUCGUCCAGAAUUAGUGUUGACACUUCUACUUCGUGAGUGGGGAUUGGAGAAGCCCAAAUUACUCAUCACUGUCAAUGGUGGCAAGGCCAAUUUCGAGCUUCAGCCCAAAUUGAAAAAGAGCCUUCGUAAGGGGCUCCUGAAGGCCGCCAAGACAACUGGGGCGUGGAUCUUCACCGGGGGUACCAAUACAGGAGUGACCAAACAUGUGGGGGAUGCACUCGUCACCGAGAAAAGUCCCAGGAUUAAAGGCGGUCGAGUGGUCUCGAUUGGAAUCACUCCUUGGGGGAUCAUUGAGAAAAGGAACGACUUGGUGGGAAAGAAAAUGGAUAUUCCAUUUCAUUCCAUGUCAGCACCCAGGUCCUCAAUUUUUCGACCAACUUUGGGGAAGUACAGGGCCAGUGAAAAACGUGUGCUCGAAUCAAAAUUAUUGCAAUCGAGGUUAGUGGGCUUAAACAAACAUCAUGCCUACUUUCUCAUGGUGGAUAAUGGCACCACUGGAAAAUAUGGAGCUGAAAUUGCUCUUCGGAGGAAGCUCGAAAAAUUCAUCUCAACCCAGAGACUCAGUGCCAAUUUCUACACUCCCUUGGUGUGUCUGGUGAUUGAAGGCGGAACCAAUACCAUCCGAGCUGUCCUGGAAUACGUCACCGACACGCCCCCAGUCCCUGUGGUUGUGUGUGAUGGAACAGGCCGAGCGGCUGAUCUCAUUGCCUUCGCUCACAAAUAUGCAGUGGAAGACGGUGGUCCUGGGCCUUUAGACGACAUGCAGGAACAAAUCAUUCAAACAAUUCAAAAGACAUUCAACGUGGCCCCAGAAUUGGCCGUCAAACUACACGGGGAACUGAUUCAAUGUGUUAAAAGAAAACAUCUGAUCACGGUGUUUCGUGUGAGUGGGGAACGGGUCGACGAUGAACUUGAUCAGGUGAUAAUGACAGCCUUAUUCAAGGCCAGACAUCUUUCGCCUGUUGAACAAUUGUCGUUGGCACUUACGUGGAACCGAUGUGACGUGGCACGGAAAGAAAUAUUCGUUUACGGUCAAGAAUGGCCCACGGGAUCGCUGGAUCAAGCCAUGUUGGAAGCUUUGGAGAACGACCGAGUGGAUUUUGUGCGACUUCUAUUGGAAAAUGGAGUCAACAUGAACAAGUUUCUCACCAUUGUGAACCUAGAGACGCUAUACAACAGUAAGAAGGGUCCGGCGAACACUCUCGAAUACUUGGUUCGUGAUGUCGUCCCCAAGAUGCCCAAGAACUACCAAUACUCAUUGAUUGACAUCGGGCUUGUGGUGAACCAACUGAUUGGCCAUGGCUUCCGGUCCAGCUACACUCGGAGGAAGUUCAGGUAUCGGUACGACGUUAGCAAAGGGCAAGGUCAGACUUCGCCAAUGAAACCGAAGGCCACGGUGAAGAUGAGGGCGCUCCACAAGACCAGUACUGACAUAAGCUUCAAGAUCCCAACUUUCUCCUUGCCGGCAUCUACUAUGGAAAGUCCCGAACACCAUCAGGACGACUUUCGGACGAGUGGAGGGUGUUUUGAUUACCCUUUUAGCGAACUAAUCAUCUGGGCUGUCCUGACCAAAAGGAAGGAAAUGGCCAAACUUAUGUGGAGGCACGGCGAACAAGCACUCUCAAAAGCUCUGGUGGCUUCCCGCUUGUGUCAAGCUAUGGCUAAUGAAGCUGCAGAUGACGACUUGGACGUUGAGAUCUACGAUGAGCUUACCAACUUUGGAAAGGAAUUUGAAUCUUUGGCUGUGGAUUUAUUGGACUACUGUUACCAUUUGGAUGAUGAUCUCACCCAGCACCUGCUGACCGCGGCCUUAGACAAUUGGUCUAGAAAGACUUGUCUCAGCCUGGCUGUGAUCGCUAAGAACUUGAGCUUCCUUGCUCAUCCAAUAUCCCAAGCCAUUCUGGCAGAUCUUUGGAUGGGUGGUUUGAGGAUGAGGAAGAACCCGGUGUUCAAAAUCAUCAUUGGUCUUUUCUUCCCGCCGUCGAUUGCCAAACUGGAAUUUAAAACUCGAGAGGAGCUCGAGCUGAUGCCUCAAACUGAGGAGGAACUUCAUGCCAUUGAAAUGUUGGGCACUGAGGAGUUUUUGUCCAUGUUCCAGUGGUUCAUGAAAGAUCGCGAGGAUUCGGAUUCCAACUCUUCCAAUUCUUCCAAUGCAACUUCAAGGCGGAGCUCGUUUCAUGCCCCUCCUGUCAUCGACAUCGAUUCGGAUUCCUCCCUAGAAUUGGGACGAUUUCGAGCCAAAUCGGACACAAUCCGGCGGGAAAUCCUAGAGUCCAUGAGCAACGGGGGUCAAAAUCUCGCCAUCAAUUCGCCUCAGAGCUCUCAGAAUAGCCCCGUGGAAGACGAAUCAGCCACGGAGGACAACAAAGAGGAAACCGAAGUUUGUCUCAACGACUACGGUACCACCACAUUUAAGAUUGAUAAUCCCACCGUGAGGAAGAAGACCCGUCCACUUCGGCUUAAAAAGAAGCUUUAUGAGUUCUACGCCGCACCAAUCACCAAAUACUAUUGUCAUUCGAUUGCUUACGCCAUAUUUUUGGUGGUUUAUACAUACAUUUGCCUGGUCCGGACGCCCAAGUUCCCCAACAUUCCCGAGUGGUACGUGGCGGCAUGCCAAGUGUGUUUCGGCUGUGAAAAAAUUCGUACAUUCCUGAUUACUGAACCGGUGGAACUUCGACUUAAGUUGGACGUUUGGAUCUCAGAAACCAAGUGGAAUGUUUUCGACUCGGUAGCCGUGUUCUUUUACCUGAUGACCUUCGCCGUUCGGUUUGAUCCGGUGAAUGUGCCCUACGUUCAUGCGGCCUACUCAACCAUAAUCUGCUAUUGGUACAUCCGCAGUCUCAAGCUUAUUGGCGUUAACAAGUACUUCGGACCCUACGUCAUGAUGAUUGGGCAGAUGAUUGAAAACAUGAUCUACUUUAUUGUCCUUCUGUUGGUGGUUCUGAUGGCGUUUGGAGUGUGCCGCCAGAGCAUCUUAUAUCCUAAUGAAGAAUUCCAUUGGCGACUGGUCCGACACAUAUUUUAUCAACCAUACUUUAUGCUUUACGGAGAAGUGUUCGCUCCUGAUAUCGAACCCGAGUGCAAUGAAGAUUGCCUCGAGUACGGUGAGUGCGGAACAGCCAUUGAUGGAUCCCUGCUGGUUCCUUGCCACACUGGACGAUGGAUUACUCCCAUCAUAAUGACCGUGUACCUCUUGGUGGCCAAUAUUUUGCUCAUCAAUCUCCUCAUUGCAUCUUUCAACACGAUUUACAACAAAGUAAGCGCCAUGUCUCAACAGCUCUUCAACUUUCAAAGAUUCGCCAUUGUCAUGGAGUAUGAGGAGAAACCCAUUCUACCGGCGCCAUUUAUUUUGAUCUCCCACUUUCAUCUCCUGGGCAAAUACAUCUACAGACGAGCCAAAGGUCGGAACACUCGCUUCGAAACGGGCUUGAAGCUGUUUUUAAGUCGCUUUGACAUGGAGCGGUUGUAUGAUUUCGAGGAGGAAGGUGUGGAGGGACUCAUGCGAACCAAAGACGAAGAAGCUCAACAAAACCUUAGUACCAAGGUGCGAAAUUUGGUCGAAAUGGCGGAUGACAUCAAGUUCAAGACUGACGACAUCCAUCGCUGGCGAGGUGACAUGCAGGACUCUUCGGCCAACAUUGACUUCCGACUGCAACGCCUGGAGGAGAUUGCCGAGCAGACCGCCAACCAGCUCACUGUCAUCCACAGGUUUAUGACCACGACGGACAUCAAUCCCGAUGAAUUUGAGUCCAAUGGCAGCUCACCAUCUCGACCAAGUUCUACCGUACCCGGGGAGCGCCAACCCGGCAUCCUUGAAUUAAAAGGCAUCGGCGAACGCUCAAAGUCUAUGUCCAAGUCUGAAAGGGGUGAUGUAUCUCCCAUGGACGAGCAUCAUAUUGAUCGGCAAGAUACCAUGGAAAGUGAACCCUUGGAAUACGCUGACAUGACGCCCAAAGACGAACUCAAGGCCAUUGAGAAGACAGCCAAGGCAAUGAUAGAUCAGCCUCCUCCUCGACCUCAAGAAAGUCCCACCAGGAAAUCCAGCAUCAUCAGUGGGCGUCGGGUCAAACUCAGACAUCUUUCCAGUGGUGCGAGCUCAAUUGAUGGUCAGAAGAUCGUUCGCGAGAACUCCUCGAAAAAGAAGCGACGCUCCCGAAGAAGAAAGGCCACAGAGUCCAGUGAAGAAGAUGCGGCUGCUGCUGGUCCCCGAAUACCCCUAAUCGGGUCCUUGGAUCAGCAGCAUGUGUCUGAAGAAGACGCUGAAGCUCUGGGCGUCAAGUCAAACCUAGUCUUGAACCCGGUGACUGAUGAAGAGUUCCUGGAUGAGGCCGAUGACCAACUCUUGGGAGACUUGGCGUAUACCUCGCGUAGCCCGUUUCUUCGAAGCCAAAGCGAGGUUGUUCCAACCCUUUCCAGAUUGACCUCCGCCGAAGGUGCUCGAUCAAGUUGCAAUGAUGAGAGUGACGAAAACAAUUCCAUGAAGCGUUUUGGUAGAGCAUACAGCACAAAAUCCCGACGACGGGCAGUCAGUAAUCGAGAUUACACUUCAAUCACGGAUGAAUUGGAAUGUCUCAUUGCGGAAUCCCCCAAUCAAGAAACGAGUUCCAGUCCUCCUCCAGGAAUCAAGAUUGAAACAGAUAACUUGCGCGAUGCCGAGGAAGUCGACUACAUUCUAAUGGAAUCCUUGAUCAACCGGCGUCUUCGCCGGGACUCAACUAACCUCCAAGCCUCACUCGAGGACUUGGUGACGAAAUCCAUUCGUGACCCGGAUUCAAAGGUACCUUCCGUAGUUCCCAGUCCAGCAGAGGAACGUGCGGCGACCUCAUCCAAGCGAGAGGGCACUGUACGAAUCCGUUUGGGAUCGGACACGGACCAGGUGGAGGUGGAAUUUAUUGACGAGGUUGGCUCGGAGGCCAAACCAGAAAUGGUUCCGGACUCUCCAAGCUCACCAAAGGAUGGCGACGCCCAUUGUUAAACGAAAACAGGCAAUGCUUCCAAGGCAACAUUCCAGUUCAAUCUUGGGCAGAGUCGCUUGAAUUGGAAGAAGUUGUAGAAUUGGAAACGAAUGAUUAGUGAAAUGAUUUUGAAUUAGUUGCUUAGAAUAGGUCAUUGCUUGCCAUGAGCUUUAUACAACUACGUAGAUUAAUGUAGCACAAAACCACGAAUUCCCCAAUUUCCAUUGACAUGUAAACCACCCCUCAAUCAAUUGUACAUUGUACAGAGUCUUCUGUUUGAUCCAAUGAAAUAAAAAAGACCGACACCCCUGUCUUUCAAAUUA